Molecule: messenger RNA, 1291 nt
Organism: Coffea arabica (coffee)
Lineage: Eukaryota; Viridiplantae; Streptophyta; Magnoliopsida; Gentianales; Rubiaceae
Source: RefSeq, a predicted model, not a curated record
ACAUGAUUUCACUCAGCCGUAUGCUCCAUGGAUCGCUAUAACCUUCUUGAAUCUCAACAGCCUAACACCUCCCAUCCCAUGUACUAAAGCACCAUUUAGUUUUACACACCAAGACCUGCCACUCAAAUAGAAUCAAUCUGUCUGCCUUGUGAUACAUGUAUACAUCCAGUCCAUUCAUCCAGCGCCUCACCAGCACGAUGUUUUAUUUCAUAAAUUUCUUCUUUUCAACCAAAAUGUCUUUUCUAUCUCCACCAAAACAUCGGAAUCCCAAGGUGCUGAAUAGCAACUCUGCUGCGGAAGGCGGCAAGGGAAGAGCACUGCUGGAAUUCCCGAACCCACGUGCAAAAUCCAAAACCCCAGGUGGUAUUCCGGAUGCUACUGGAAAGCUGGCGUCAGCUGCAUGGUUGAGUAAUGGGAGGAAGCCGACCAAGUUGUUAAUGAAUGUGAACCUGCAGAGUAGUUUGGGGCCAGUGCAGGUGGUGAUGCCGCAGGAAGACAGCGUUGGGGAUUUGAUAAAGGCGGUUGUGGAUAUAUAUACGAGAGAGAAGAGGCGGCCCUUGUUGACAAGUAGUGAUCAUCGGAUUUAUGAGCUUCAUUACUCGCAGUUUUGUCUGGAAGCUUAUGUGCUUGGCGGAUCUAGAGUUUGAUUAUAUCAACCCCUAUGAUUCAGCUUCUAGGAUAAACAAAGUGAUUUUACCGGAGUUCAUUACACAAGGUGUUCUAUCCUUGCUCUUCCUUUUGACGGGGCAUUGGAUCAUGGCACUGCUCAGUAUUCCAUAUUUGUACUACAAUUUCACAUUGUAUAAUCGACGAGAACACCUCAUAGAUGUAACUGAGAUUUUUAAUAUGCUCAAUCGAGAAAAGAAAAAACGGCUUUUCAAACUUGGCUACCUCAUGCUUUUCCUGUUCAUGUCCCUAUUCUGGUUGAUAUACAGUGCAUUGGAAGAUGAUGACCACUUCGCCUAAGACUUUCAGUGAUUGGAAGAUUCUGGGCACUUGAGUAUGAUUUUUUCUUGUAAACACUAAUCAGAAAGAUCAGGGUUCAGAAGUAGGUCCCUGAGCUUUGGGUCAGAUUGUGAUAGUGAAUCCUAGAUUCAUUGUAACAUUGCAAGAUUUUUAGUUUCGCAUAUGUUUUGACUGCACAAGUCUUCAUCACUUGCCCCUUGAUUUCUUGCAAUAUUAUCCGCCUCUAAUGCCGCUCUGGAACCAUGUACUGUUGCUGAUGGUUUUGCCUGGUACUUUGAACAGAUUUUUGCAUGAUCAGCUUGGGUUGUUGCUGUUGUUUUCUUAA